Perca fluviatilis (European perch) is the source of this 4546-nucleotide messenger RNA. It is a transcript of the gene rgl2, whose product is annotated as ral guanine nucleotide dissociation stimulator-like 2. Lineage: Eukaryota; Metazoa; Chordata; Actinopteri; Perciformes; Percidae. The record is from RefSeq and is a predicted model, not a curated record. Gene Ontology annotation, biological process: Ras protein signal transduction; positive regulation of GTPase activity. Gene Ontology annotation, molecular function: guanyl-nucleotide exchange factor activity. Gene Ontology annotation, cellular component: plasma membrane.
AGGAGAGGAGAGGAGAGGGAGUUUGCAGCUUGGCCAAAGUGCGCUAUCAGCUGCUGAAGGCUGGACAGACGAGCGGUGCGUGGAUACUGAUAGAGAGGAGAGAGGGUGGGGGCGCGAGGCGGUGGACGGAGACUCUCUCGUCGUUGUCGUCGGUGACGGUCGUACAGAUGGGCGCGACUCUCCUCAGCUGAGCCGGCCACCGAUCCAGCAGCACCAGAGGCCACCCAAUGCUGCCUGAAUCCAGCUGACCACAGUUGGACAACCCACAUCCUGCGAAUGCCACUUGGCUAUAACUGGCACCAUGCUCCCCCGUAACAUGCGAACAGGAGGUUAUGACCUGCCGGGGGUGGAGUCAAGCAACGUGCCUCUCAUUGGCUACCGGCCCUUACCACCUGACAGCGGCACCCCGGGCAACCAAUCAAGGAGGGGGAGCGGCAGCGAUGAAUUGGAAACUUCACAGGCAGAGCCCUCACCAAUGAAAACCAUCUGGUACUGUCCUGUGGAUCUGUCCACUGUGGUGGAGGAAGAGGAGGAUGGGGUGAUCUACACAGUGGUGGUCAAACAGCAGCAUGGUGCCCCCAAUAGUGUGACGUCAGCAACUUCUCGCUCUCAGUAUGUAAAAGCAGGGACAGAAGAGAAGCUGGUGCGCCACCUCUUCAAUUCCUUUUUUCCGGGAGACUCCUCCUUUAUCACCAUCUUCCUCUCCACCUAUCGAUCCUUCACCUCCACAGGGAGAGUGCUGGACAUCCUGUCUGACAGAUUGGAGAACCCGCCUGGGGACAGCGGGACGAGCCAGACGAGACAAUCUUUCAACAAAGCGGUGUGUACUGUGUUUAGCACGUGGCUCUCUGAGUAUCCUGAAGACUUUAAGAGUUUGGGGGAGCCCUCUCGCCUGCUGCGCCUGGCUCCCCUCCUCCCCCAGGACUCCUCGUCUGCAGCCGACCUCCGCGCUCGCCUCCUCAGCAUAGCCGAGGAGCUCAGCGAGAAAGCCCUGCUCCCUGACGCCCAUAAAGAUCAGAGCGGUUUCACCAGCCCUCCUCCUGACGCCUCCAAGUUUGAACCCACCAGCGUCCUUGGAUUCCCUGCAGCGCUCAUCGCUGAGCAGCUCACCAAAAUAGAGACAGAGCUGUUUGUCCGUCUGGUCCCGUACCACUGCCUCGGCUCACUGUGGUCGCAGAGAGACAAGAAAGGGAGGGAAGGCGUUUGUUGGUCCGUCCGGGCCACCAUACGUCAGUUCAACAAGUUGGCCAAUGCAGUUUUAGCAUCCUGCCUUUGGCCUACGAAACUGCGCAGCCAGCAGAGAGCCCGACUUCUGGAGAAAUGGAUCAGCGUGGCAGAGGAAUGUCGAGCCAGGAAGAACUUCUCCUCGCUGUAUGCCAUCGUGUCGGCCCUGCAGAGUAAUCCCAUCCACCGGCUAAGGAAGACGUGGCAUGACACUGACAGGGAGGCAGUGAGGAGAUACGAGGAACUGUCAGAAAUAUUCUCAGACAAGGACAACUACUCACAAAGCAGAGAACUCCUAAAGGAGGAGGGCACAUCAAAGUUCGCCAACAUUGACCACAGGCUCAACAACAAACAUAUUAAUAGGUCCAACGCCCAGGGCACUGUGCCACCUGUUGCACACUAUUUUACAAUUAUCAAACUGACAUAACACAUCCUGUCACUCCCUUUGCAGAACGGCUACAUCAACUUUGACAAAAGGAGAAGGGAGUUUGAGGUUUUAGCUCAAAUCCGGCUCCCGUCUUCUUGCAAAAACUGUGUUUUCACCGCUGACGAGGCCUUCAUACAGUGGUAUCAGAGUGUACCGACACUAACAGAGGAGGAAAGUUACAGACUGUCCAAUGAAAUUGAAGCACCUGGUGAGCCGAGCCCCCGCGGCCAUCCUCCAACAGUCAUCAUCACACAGUGCCCAGACCUGAGUACGUCUCGGACCAGCCUGACUGGUGACAGUGACAGCCUCUUUGACUUCCCCUCCCCUGUCAAUAAUCUGCUCUCAAAACUCACAAAGCAUAUGAAAUCUCCGUCUGUGUCCUGUCUGGAUGUUGACACGUCUCCUUCAACCACUGACUCCACCCCUGCCACGUUGACUCCAUCCACUCCCACAAAAUCACACCGCCGAUCAGUCUCCUGCGGCAACAACCCCCCUAAUAACAUCCAAGGGUCGGGGCCCGACAUGCGAAUCAUCAGGAUACGGAUGGACCUGCACGAUGGAAACAUGUACCGAAGCAUACUGGUUACGAGCAAUGACAAGACCCCCACUGUGAUCAGCUCUGCCUUAGAAAAGCACAAUCAGGACCCCAAACAGACGUCAAAUUACGAGCUGAUCCAACUUCAGCCUGAAGGAAAAGAACUGGUCAUCCCUGCUACAGGAAACGUCUUCUAUGCCAUGACAUCAUCUAGUGUUGACUUCCUGUUGAGGAGGAAAGGCGGGAACACUCCUCUGAGCUCACAGCCGAUCAACAUGGAGACGAGGGCCACUUUUCCUCGAAUCAAGGCCAAGGGGAGGAGACUGGUCCGGACACUAUUUUGACAUCAGAUUUUCCUGAACCCAACUUUGUCCACAGUGACGGCUUUUUCACCUCACAAACAGUAAAUGUGGCCUUCUACACAUGCCUUUCUCCCUACAAAGCUUGUUCCACUAAAACACCAAAACCAAGUCUUUAUCAACGACUCCGGAGCAGGUUUUGUCAAACUUUUCAUACCUGCAGCUGCCCUGCUGAGUUCACUAGAGCCGUCUGCUACUGAAGAACAGUGUCAGUUUUCCUCUUUUCCUAAACAGUAUGUGUUACUAAUUUACACCUCGAGGUAAAGCAAUGAAAGCCUUUAACUGAGUGCUUUUGGUGCUGUCUCUCGAGUCCCAGUCAGGUAUCACUUAAUGCAUUUUCAACUCAGUGAAUAAGAUCCAUUUCAUUGCUUAUAGCCACCAGGAAAUCCCUUGUUGCUGUGUGCCUCAGUCGUGAGCGAUGCUUCCAAAUGUAAAUAAGAGGAUUUGAUUGGUCAGAACCUCUGUGAUCACCUGAGAUGCCGUUGAAGGAUUAAGGACAGUGUUUUCUUUGGGAAGAUGCAUAAUAAAUUCGAAAUAUACAGAGCCUGUCACAUGUGGUUCUGGUGAACAGCACACAUGAGGAAGACCCAAAGAUACAGUGCAAGUGCAUCCAUGUAGCAAAACACUGGAGCUUGAGACAUAUAUAUGUUUUGUAUGUAUUUAUAUAUUUUGUACGUCUGUAUGAUGUCAACAUUGUGUUUACACUGGCGAGAAGCUCUAGGUCCUAGAGGCCAAAUUGUCUAAUUCAUCAAGGCAAAAAAUGCAUCAAAUACCUGCAAGAUUUCCACUUUAAACAGGCCAGGACAUGUCCACAGACAGCGAUUCAUUAAAUUACUAUUCAUAUUUUGAAAAGGGCUGCUUGUAUUGACUAACCCAAAAGGAAUGAUCAACCCUGUUGUAGCCCCGGAAAUUGACUUCAUGGUUCAUUCUCCCAGUUUGUUUUGUAGUUUGAAACCCUGUAUCCAGCAGCAGCUGUUUUUUUAUUUAUUUUUUUUAUUUUUAGCAACAACAAAAAAGGGUAAAGCUACCUUGUGCUACCUGCCCAACAGCAACCAGCAAACAUACAAAGUUAGCGACUAGCUGUUGAAAAAAAAAGUCAAACAUCUAUCUGCUAAAGAGCCAGAUAAUUUCCUCAGAAGUUGCUAAAGACCAAACUAGCCCUAAAAGGAGAGUGAUAUGCACUUAUUUUAUCAGCUGGACCAAGAUACAACUCCAGAUAAAUACUUCCUCUGCAGUUGUUUGUGUAUUUAGGCAGCUGUUCACUAACACCUUAGCUGUUGAAACUUUAUAGGCUGUCAUACAGGUCGUUUUAAAAUUCUUCUGACCCCUAGUGGCCAAAGAAAAUGAUUAUUGACUUAAAAAAAAAAGAGACUUAAAAAAAAAAAAUGCAGCACUUUUAAAGCUUGUGGCUUUGCUUCAGUUUAUCACUGCAGUACCAAAACCAUAAGGAAAACCGUAAGGAAAAUCCAAAAAAAAAUAACAAAACAACUUUAUUAAGCCUAAGGUUUGAACUUAUAAGCUAAACUUAAUUUAUGCAGAUUUUCACACAGCUCAGCAGGAUACAUCUUCACUGCUGUUUACGUACAGCAAAAAAAGCCUCAGCUCCAAUUUCAUGUUAUGAAUGAACAUGUUAACUUCCAUGUUGGUUUAAAACACACAACCUCUUUGAAAAAAAAAAAAAAGUCUUGUGACCUGUAGUUGUACUCAGUGCUCAGUGCUGGUGAGGCCACCUUACUGGCUGAGGCACGAGCAUAGCGGGGACCAGGGAGAGGAUUCUGGGUAAUAAUAGAUGACGUGUGCUAGCGUUAUGCUAUGCUACUGAUUGUUUUAGUGCCUUUCUCUACAGGAUGCUCGUCUUUCCCGUGUUUGCAUUAGAAUGUAUACAGUGUACGUGGAGGAAAUGCAGUCACCUCCAGUGCUGUGUAGUCUCACAUCAAAGCUGUUUAUGCACUACACACAGGAUGUCCUAUUUUUGUGGUAAUAAAUUUACUUUUAUAUGAA